Fragaria vesca subsp. vesca is the source of this 1218-nucleotide messenger RNA. Its product is annotated as wall-associated receptor kinase-like 9-like. The record is from RefSeq and is a predicted model, not a curated record. Gene Ontology annotation, biological process: cell surface receptor signaling pathway; protein phosphorylation. Lineage: Eukaryota; Viridiplantae; Streptophyta; Magnoliopsida; Rosales; Rosaceae. Bases 1 to 1218 code for a protein of 405 amino acids. Gene Ontology annotation, cellular component: plasma membrane. The transcript is spliced from 2 exons. Gene Ontology annotation, molecular function: ATP binding; protein serine/threonine kinase activity.
AUGUCUUGUUUGAGCUCGAGCCUUGGACUCUUGUUGUUGCUUGUUGGUGUAUGGUUUGGAUAUAAAUUCCUGAAGAAAAGGAAUGAGAUAAAACGAAAAAAGAUGUUCUUCAAGCGAAACGGUGGUUUAUUAUUAGAACAACAAUUGUCGUCAGGUGAAGUUAAUGUUGAGAAAAUUAAAUUGUUUAAAUCACAAGAGUUAGAGAAAUCUACAGAUAACUUUAAUGUGGAUAGAAUUCUUGGCCAAGGAGGUCAAGGUACUGUAUACAAAGGCAUGUUGGAAGAUGGAAGAAUUGUUGCUGUGAAGAAGGCUAAAAUGGUUGAUGAAAGCCAACUAUCAGAGUUCAUCAAUGAGGUUGUCAUUCUUUCCCAAAUCAACCAUAGAAAUAUUGUUCAACUAUUGGGUUGUUGUUUAGAGACAGAAGUUCCCCUUCUGGUUUAUGAAUUUAUACCAAAUGGAACCCUUUCCAAGUAUAUCACUAAACAGAUUGAAGAAUUUCCACUCACAUGGAAAAUGCGCUUACGAAUUGCCACAGAAAUUGCAGGAGCUCUCUCGUACUUACACUACACAGCUUCCUUUCCCAUCUAUCAUAGAGAUAUCAAGUCUACAAAUAUACUUUUGGAUGACAAGUAUAGAGCAAAAAUUGCUGACUUUGGAACUUCAAGAUCAAUUGCUAUUGACCAAACUCAUCUGACGACAUCACUUGUACACGGCACGUUCGGUUACUUGGACCCUGAAUACUUUCAGUCGAGCCAAUUCACGGAGAAAAGUGAUGUGUAUAGCUUUGGGGUUGUUCUUGUUGAGCUCUUAACAGGGCAAAAACCAAUUUCUUUCCUAAGGUCAGAGGAUGAAGGCAGAAGUCUUGCCACAUAUUUCAUUAUCUCCAUGCACAAAGAUCGUCUGUUUGAAAUUGUUGAUGCUCAAGUUUUGAAGGAAGGAUCAAAAGAAGAUAUCCUAGCCGUGGCAAACCUUGCAAGAAGAUGUCUGAAUUUGAGCGGAAGGAAGCGCCCUACAAUGAGAGAGGUCACAGCAGAGCUAGAAGUGAUUCAGAUGACAGAAAAAACUUCUAAUGGCGAACAGAAUAACUAUGAAGAGGUUGAGAUUCUCAGAACUGAAUCAGUCGAGCUAUGGGAUAUUGCUUCAAGUUCCACGGGAACAGAUGCUGGUCGGGUUUCAUCAUUCCAUGAAAUCCCACUAUUACCUUUCAAGUCAAGGUAA